AGACUAGACUGUGAGCUGAUUUACGACAGUUUCACAAACAUACAGCCGUCUCGCUUUACGGCAGAGGGUGGCUGUCAGAAGGCGAUGCGUAUUGAACUGCCCGGUGCAGAGACACUGCGAGGUGGAUCCUUGAAAGCUUUGGUUGUGACAGUGCUGCUGAGUGUGUUUAUGUUCCCGCUGCUGAGGACGGUUGGACUGAGGGCGUUUUCCAUGGCAUCUGAGACGUACAUGUCCGGCACGCACUCUGCCGCCUUCGUCACUUGUCCUAACGAGACAGUGGCUAAAGAGUUGGCCAGGGGGAUUGUGGAAAAGAAGCUAGCGGCUUGUGUCAACAUUGUCCCGGCAAUCACAUCUGUGUAUGAAUGGCAGGGUAAGAUUGAGGAGGACAAUGAAGUGCUGCUGAUGAUUAAAACCAGAAGUUCCAAGGUGCCUGCUCUUGCUGAAUUUGUCCGCUCCAACCAUCCUUAUGAGGUGGCCGAGGUUAUCAGCCUGCCUAUUGACCAGGGCAACCCGCCCUACCUCAAGUGGAUAGGAGAAGUAGUCCCCGAGUAAGGACGGACUGACGGAUGAGUGGAUGAAUUGAUUCAUGGAUGGAUGUAAACUACAAAUACACAUCAAAACACUAACCAAAUCUGUAAUGUUAUAACUAACUGCAAACAGUUAGAAGAUGAGACAAAGUGCCCACAAUAUGAGGAAGCAACACAUUCGUCGUUUUGAAAUAUGUUCCUUUUUGCUGUGUCACAGACAUUUGAUUAGUAUAUUUACCACUAGAGGUCAGCUUCGGCCUUUCUCUAUCAAGGUUAACCAGGUGCAGAAUAAGACCAGUUGGAUUUCUCAUUUCUUUUGUGAAAGAAGCAUUUUGUAAUAAAGUGUUGGUGAUUGUUUUUUAA
Messenger RNA from Sebastes umbrosus (honeycomb rockfish), 890 nucleotides. RefSeq names its product protein CutA homolog. The record is from RefSeq and is a predicted model, not a curated record. Gene Ontology annotation, molecular function: copper ion binding. The coding region runs from base 85 to 552 and encodes 155 amino acids. Gene Ontology annotation, biological process: response to metal ion. The transcript has 7 exons. NCBI's taxonomy places the organism in Eukaryota, Metazoa, Chordata, Actinopteri, Perciformes, Sebastidae.